Messenger RNA from Styela clava, 1619 nucleotides. RefSeq lists its product as uncharacterized. The record is from RefSeq and is a predicted model, not a curated record. NCBI's taxonomy places the organism in Eukaryota, Metazoa, Chordata, Ascidiacea, Stolidobranchia, Styelidae.
UCAUAUUUUAUGCUGUAAGAAUCGGUAAAUGUUUGUUUAACGUUCUUUGCCCAAGAUAUAUAUACUGCAGAUUUUUUGUAAAUAAUAUUGAAACAGCGGAGUACUGAAUAUAGCAGUAUGAGUCAACAACUACAGCAUCUUUCAAUAGCAGGAUUCAUUUUCAUGACCUACCUCAACUUCGCCAAUGCUCAGUGCUCAAUCGUAAAUUCAACAACGAGUCCGUUAACCAGUAUUUGUGCUUCACUUCAUAUAUACAGGGACCAAACAUAUUCACAACGACUGCUCAAUCCCGAAUUAAAUCGCGAUUCAUGGGUGUUUGCUGCCAUUGUAACAAAUCAAGGUGUAUCUUUGGCAAUGUAUGAUUGUUGGUUAACUACAGACCCUAGCAGCGGUGAAAAAUAUCACAUACUCAAGAAAGGAUGCCCUCAAGAAAUUGCUUACUACACCGAAUUUGACUACGCACGAGGAGUUCACAAAUUAUACGGAAAAUUUCUCCUUCCGCCCCCAGAAAGUGUGGAUAGUUUCUAUCUGCAAUGUGAUAUCUCAACAAAAUGUCCUGGAAUAAUUGGAUGUCUUUUGAUUUGCAAUCAGCCCCGGGAUCAGUAUAUUGUAACUUCGGCGAAGAUAUUAGAUUCAGCUAGUGUUACUAACACAACAGCACAAGGAACGACGGAAACUAGAGUUGACCUCGUCAUUGUGCUUAUUGUGGUUGCUGCAUCAUUUUUCCUGAUAUUCUUGGUUCUGCUGAUCAUAUUGAUUUGUAGUCUGCAUCAUCGACGAAGACGCAGGAGAAGAGAAAGAUUGGAAACUCCAGUUCUUAUUAAUUCAAGUACAACCAAUGAUAACGUUUAUCAAAAUGGGCAUCAUAGUACAAACGGUAAUUUGAAUGGAUCCCACGAACCAGCUGAUGUUUAUGGUGCCGUAAACAGAAACUCAAAGGGAGGAAGUAACUCUACAAACGAAUCGAAUAUGUAGUAGGUUGAAAAUUGCCAAAAAACUCGAAUCGAACUUCAAUGAUAAUCAAAAGUUCUAACUAUUUUUUCUGCUUGACAAAGACAAUUAUACAUUGUUAGACGGUAUUUUCAUACUUGUAUUGCAAUACCAGAGAAAAAGAGGAAAUAGAAUAGUUAAAUUUUGUAUAUAUAUUGCCUUUUAAAUGGUCUUUUCUUUUUGGACGCUUCGCAUAACCACGAUUUUAAAUGAAGAUUCUAUAAAACAGGACAUAAAUCUUCAACUUUGGUGCUGAUUAGCCGCCAUCUUCCACAAAUUAAAAGUAAUGCAUAGGCAAUACUCUUGGUUUUUAUCUAUCCAUUGAAGUAUGAAAUUCUUUUUAUUGUUCUAAUUUUGUACAUAUUAAUAAUUUUUAUUUUCAAUUUUCUUCUUUUAUUUCUACUAUGUGUGUGAAAUUAUAGAACACGAUUACUCAGUGUGAUAUGACUGUUCAAUUGGUGGAAUUUUUCUUUUAUACUAAUACAAUAUAGAUAAUUUUUUCAUGUUUACGUAUUGUACUGUAACUUUGGUACUGCCUUUGGGCAUUGUUCCCUCUCCUUGCUAUUUAUUAAGUUGUUGGAGCUGCUCGAUUCGUAUGCUGCUUCGGUUGAAAUAAUUUUAAAUUGUGG